This is a messenger RNA of Pecten maximus, 1346 nucleotides long. RefSeq lists its product as uncharacterized. The coding region runs from base 553 to 1017 and encodes 154 amino acids. The transcript has 3 exons. Lineage: Eukaryota; Metazoa; Mollusca; Bivalvia; Pectinida; Pectinidae. The record is from RefSeq and is a predicted model, not a curated record.
CUUUUUUUUAAGAACAAAAAUAUUCAUGCGUGGGUUUGAGUCCUCCUUUGUCGGCAGGUUUAUUUCUGUAAGCCAUGAUAUAAUACCUGGCUAAUCAGCUGGUGUGGAUGAGUUGACGUGAUUCCUUCGACACGAUAUCUUCCUGACAGACGUUUACAUUGGGCUAGGUCUUACCUGUAACUUGAGACACCCUGAUUAGUUACCAUGAAGCUUCUUUGGGCUGCGAUCUUACUUGCCUUUUUGGCGUUAGCUUCAGCCAGACCAAGUCAUGGUCCAGGGAAAACAUUAGGAAAUGCUCCUCCAUCUGGACUAAUAACUAAAUCAUCAGGUCCAUCAAAGACGCCCAGAAAAUAUGAAAGAGGAUUAUAAGCAAGGAUUCUAUUAGAACUAUAUGCUAGGAGACAGAAAGAACAUAAAAAAGUGAAACUCGAUGGACCCGUCCCAACUGGUCUUCCAAAACUUAGACCAGAAAGGAAAGAAAACGACGGGAAUUUCUUAGAUAAAGCUUCCGGAAGUGCUCCCGAGGAACUGUCAAAGAAGCGAAGGCUACGAAUGUCGGAAAAUCCACCGAAGGAUAAACUUUUAGACAUCUCUUCCGGAAGUGCACCUGAGGAACUGCCAAAGAAGCAAAGGCUACGAAUGUCGGAAAAUCCACAGAAGGAUAGUCUCUCAGAUAUUGCUUCCGAAAGUGCUCCUGAGGAACUGUCAAAUAAGCACAGGCUUCGAAUGUCGGAAAAUCCACAGAAGGAUAGGCUCUCAGAUAUUGCUUCCGGAGAAGCUCCCGAGGAACUGUCAAAGAAGCACAGGCUUCGAAUGUCGGAAAAUCCACAGAAGGAUAGUCUCUCAGAUAUUGCUUCCGGAGAAGCUGCUGAGGAAUUGUCAAAGAAGCACAGGCUUCGAAUGUCGGAAAAUCCACCGAAGGAUAGUCUGUCAGUUAUUUCUUCCGAAAAUGCUCCUGGAAAGGCUGAGACAUUGUCAAAGAGAGAAAGACUGAUACUAUCUUGGCUCAGAGGGUAGUUUCAUAUACAAUGUACAUGUCUUGCGGAAGUGCUCCACAGGAACUGUCAAAGAGACAAGGCUUGUGAAUAUUUUGAAAUCCACCGAAAAAUAAUCUCAGAGACAUUUCUUAGGGACUUAUACCUCCUUACAAAACAUUUCUUGUCUCGCCAAUUUGUUAUCUAUUUUUCUUUUUUAAUUUUUCGAUACAAUAAUUAUUUAUUUGAUACUUCAUACUGUUUACUUAAAAAGUAGGAAGCAAAUCAAAUGUGCUCAUGAUGAAUUUCAUGAAUUUCGUGUUUUUUUUUCUCUCAUUUGUGUUUCAAAAAUAAAUAUGAUCCGGUGAAGAA